Messenger RNA from Mytilus trossulus (common blue mussel), 1995 nucleotides. RefSeq lists its product as uncharacterized. The transcript is spliced from 2 exons. Bases 109 to 1323 code for a protein of 404 amino acids. NCBI's taxonomy places the organism in Eukaryota, Metazoa, Mollusca, Bivalvia, Mytilida, Mytilidae. The record is from RefSeq and is a predicted model, not a curated record.
AUAGUUUAUGAUGCAUAACCAAACCGGUUUUAUAAAAAUAGUUUUCUGUAACGCGAUUCAUUUAUUCUAUAAUAUAAACAAAAACUUGAACACGUUUCUAUAUAAGAUAUGGCGGACGUAUCUGCCAACCAAUCUCCACCGCUGGACAAUGAACUAAAUGUAGAAUGGACAGACACAUUACCGACCAAUAUAAAAGACGAAUUACCAAAGAUUUGUAAAUAUGAAGGAAAUCUUCCUCCUGGAUUGAAACUAUACUCACAACAACCAGUGCUGCUGUACAGAUGGUACCAUAAAAGAAAGGGCGAAGUUCGGACAAUAUACCGAGAUUCUACUGGACCUUACUACGAAGUCGGUCAAACGUUAGAGAUACCAGACGAUUUUGAAGGUUGGUUUGAGCUUGUGCCACCAGAUUUUGGACGUGUGAAAUAUUUUGAAUCUAUUGAAGAGGUCUCCAAGACAAUGCCAAUGAAAUUUUUCACACGAACUAACGUUUCAGGCAUAUGUGUAAAUAACUCUGAUGAUAACGAACAGACAUAUGUUCAACGUAAGAUAGCGGCUGGAACAGUCCUAAAGGUAGAAAGCACUUUCAAAGCAAAAUGGCGGACGUGUGCAGAGAUAGGAGUCCUGAAAAAGAAACAAAAAGAGUGGACAACACGUGAAAUACAAUAUCUCAAAUGCAUCGAUAAUAAAGAACAAGAAAUAUUGAUACCAUUCACGGCAAAAGGAAAAUUUCAUCCAGUUUAUCAAAAAGGGAGUUCGGACAGCAAAUGUGUUUUCAGAAUGAAAGAUAUAUUGACAGAUUUAACUCUGCCUGUGAAGGUUCGGAUUAUCUAUGGAAAACCGCCGGUAGUACCUUGUAUUUUUACUGGUAUGAUGGUUAUAAAGAGACGUAUAACUGAAGAUGUGUUUGUUGGAAGCACUAUAACUUUUAAGAGGCAUGCGCUGUUUGAACUUCCUGUAUCAGAUGAUGUGAAAAUCUGCACGGCUAAAUCAGUAGAACAGUUUAUAGAUAUGAAGUCAUUUAAAGAUGCAAAACAACUUUGCACGAAAUAUUCAGAUUCUUUCAGUUCCCUAAUUAAAUUGUCUCCAAAGUUAGACACGGAUCAUCAAAUGAUCCAACAUAUACCAACAGAAAAAACGAAACAAAGACACGAAAGCUUGAAAACUCUUGAUCUUUUAACAAAUAUAAGCCUUACUGACGAUGAACCAAGAGCACAGUUCAUGGAGAGUUCUAGUGACGACACAGUAUCAGAACAGUCUCUUACGUUGGGAACGCUGGUCGAACUUAAAGAAUUGUCAAAUAGGAGAUCUAUGAUGUGUUAAAUUUUAUUGAGUUGACUGAAUCUUGCCUUUUUAAAUAGUGUGCCAUUUCCGGUGAAAAUAAGGAAGUUUAGCAAUAUUUAAUUAGUGUCAGAAAAUUGUAAUGUCUAGUCAUUUUUUUUUAUUUAAUGUAAAGAGAAUCUUAUAUUCGUGAUAUCAUGUUUUAGUUAUCUAGUAUGUUUGCCAUAUACAAAUUUAUGGAAUACUACAAAUUGCACAUAUAAAGCCAUGUUAUUUUAUGUUGCACAUAUGCGGGUUGUGGUAUAUCUUACCGCGAGAUAAUAUAGUUUGCCACAUCUUAUUCUCUUUUUUAGCUGACUAUGCAGCAUGGGCCUUGAUCAUUAUUGAAGGCUGUACGGGGACCUAUAGCUACAUAUUAUGUAUCAAAAGUCGCACAAUGAUUUCAUGAAAUAUCAAAAGUUGUAAAAUGUCAGCGACAUCUUAAUCAAAGGAAUUUUUUUUUUUAAAUUGCCUUUCCAAUAGAUUAUACAUUAAUGUCAUUAUAUUUGAGAUUGUCUUUCGGCUAUAAAAAUAAGUUCCGUCUAUUCAAUAAAGUCCCGAACACUUUCGUUUGAGAAUUCAAUUAUUUCAUAUGGUUUCGAGUUGUCGGACUUUAACUAUAUUACAACAUUUCGUUCAAUAACUUUUAAAUAUAUGUUUUUGACUGGUGUUAUU